CAGCUGAUAAAAAUAGAUCAAAACUAUCAGUCGACCGAAGUUUUGUUACCGUGUGGAUAUUAAUUCGAUGUAAAAAUUAACAAAAAAAAACAAUAAACCUCCACAAUGGCUGAAGCCGAAGGAGGCUCCGAACAGGAUGAUGUUUCUUUCUUACGAACGGAAGACAUGGUAUGUCUUUCGUGUACAGCAACAGGGGAACGUGUCUGUUUGGCAGCCGAAGGAUUUGGUAACAGGCAUUGUUUUUUAGAAAAUAUUGCUGAUAAGAAUAAUCCACCGGAUCUCUCACAGUGUGUAUUUGUGAUUGAACAAGCUCUAUCGGUUCGUGCUCUACAAGAAUUAGUUACAGCUGCCGGAAAUGAAACUGGCCAGGAAAAUUUAGGAAAAGGAACUGGUUCUGGUCACAGAACUUUAUUAUAUGGUAAUGCGAUAUUGCUUAGACAUCAAAACAGUGAUAUGUAUUUGGCUUGUCUUUCAACAAGUUCUAGUAACGAUAAAUUGGCAUUUGAUGUUGGUUUGCAAAAACACAGUCAAGGAGAGGCAUGUUGGUGGACCGUACAUCCAGCCAGCAAACAAAGGUCUGAAGGUGAAAAAGUAAGAGUUGGUGAUGAUCUAAUUCUUGUAUCUGUUGCAACCGAAAGAUAUUUGCAUACAACAAAAGAAAACGAAAUUUCUAUAGUGAAUGCUAGUUUCCACGUAACACAUUGGUCAGUGCAACCUUAUGGAACCGGUAUUUCCAGAGUGAAAUAUGUAGGUUAUGUAUUUGGUGGUGACGUACUUAGAUUUUUCCACGGUGGUGACGAAUGUCUCACCAUACCAUCGACAUGGGAUGUAGAACCACAGCACAAUAUUGUUAUUUAUGAAGGUGGUAGUGUUAUGUCCCAAGCUAGAUCAUUGUGGAGGUUAGAAUUAGCCCGAACAAAAUGGGCUGGUGGUUUUAUAAAUUGGUACCAUCCUAUGAGGAUAAGACACAUUACCACUGGUCGAUAUUUAGCUGUAAACGAAAACAACGAGUUGUAUCUUGUAAGCAGGGAGGAAGCCAACACUGCAACAACGGCGUUUUGUCUACGACACGAGAAAGACGAUCAGAAAGUGGUUUUGGAAGAUAAAGAUUUGGAAAUUAUUGGAUCUCCUAUUAUUAAAUAUGGUGAUUCUACAGUUAUCGUACAACAUACAGAAAGUAGUUUAUGGUUAUCCUACAAGGCAUACGAAACGAAGAAAAAGGGUGUUGGUAAAGUUGAAGAAAAACAAGCAGUACUCCACGAAGAAGGUAAAAUGGAUGAUGGUUUAGAUUUCAGUAGGUCACAAGAAGAAGAAUCGAGAACAGCUAGAGUUAUACGUAAAUGUAGUUCUCUCUUCACGCAAUUCAUAAACGGCUUAGAACAACUACAAAGUAAUCGCAGACAUUCAUUAUUCUUUCUACAAGUCAAUUUAAACGAAAUGGUAAUGUGCUUGGAAGAUUUGAUCAAUUAUUUCGCACAACCGGAAGACGAUAUGGAACACGAAGAAAAACAGAAUAAACUAAGAGCCUUAAGAAAUAGACAGGACCUGUUUCAAGAAGAAGGCAUACUUAAUUUGAUCCUUGAAGCCAUCGAUAAGAUAAACGUAAUCACUUCACAAGGUUUUCUCGCGCAAUUAGCCGGCGAUCAAAGCUGGGAAAUGAUUGGAGUAUAUUUAUAUCAACUAUUAGCCGCCAUUAUUAAAGGAAAUCACACGAAUUGUGCGCAAUUCGCGAAUUCGAAUCGGCUCAACUGGCUGUUCUCUAGGUUGGGAUCUCAAGCAUCGGGUGAAGGUACAGGGAUGCUGGACGUACUCCAUUGUGUACUGAUAGAUUCUCCAGAGGCUUUAAAUAUGAUGAGGGAUGAACAUAUCAAAGUUAUAAUAUCUUUACUGGAAAAGCACGGUAGGGAUCCAAAGGUAUUAGACGUACUGUGUUCUCUGUGCGUCGGUAACGGAGUGGCAGUUCGAAGUUCUCAGAACAAUAUUUGCGAUUAUUUGUUACCUGGAAAAAAUUUGCUGCUCCAAACGCAGUUAGUUGAUCACGUAGCAAGCGUUCGACCGAAUAUAUUUGUGGGUAGAGUAGAGGGUAGCGCCAUUUACCAGAAAUGGUAUUUCGAAGUCACCGUAGACCAUCUGGAACAAACUACGCAUAUGACUCCACAUUUGAGGAUAGGUUGGGCCAAUUCGAAAGGAUACAUACCGUAUCCUGGAGGUGGCGAAAAAUGGGGUGGAAACGGUGUAGGGGAUGAUUUGUAUUCUUAUGCUUUCGAUGGUGCUUAUUUUUGGACUGGAGGUAGAAGUACUAGGGUCGUCUACAAUAACUCGGAACCGUUUAUAAGAAAAAGUGAUGUUAUCGGAUGUGCCUUAGAUUUAACAGUGCCCAUGAUAAAUUUCACAUUUAAUGGAAAUCCCAUUAAAGGAAACUUCCGUAAUUUUAAUCUAGAUGGCAUGUUCUUUCCCGUUAUUAGCUGUUCUUCCAAAUUAAGCUGUCGAUUUUUAUUGGGCGGAGACCACGGUAAACUUAAAUAUUAUCCCCCAGAAGAUUUCUCUCCGCUCGUAGAAAGUCUCUUACCCCAACAAGUCCUUCUAUUGGAACCCUGUUUCUAUUUCGGUAACAUGUCAAAGAAUGUCAUCGCUGGUCCUUUAUACGUAGAAGACGAUACCGCAUUUGUACCGAAACCGGUUGAUACUUCCAUGGUUACGUUGCUCCCUUAUAUUGAAUCGAUAAGAGAUAAAUUAGCCGAAAACAUUCACGAAAUGUGGGCUAUGAAUAAAAUCGAAGCAGGUUGUCAAUGGGGGGAGUACAGAGACGAUUCGAGAUUGAUUCAUCCGUGCUUAGUGUCUUUUGAUAAACUUCCGGCGGCUGAAAGGAAGUACGAUACUCAACUGGCAGUUCAAACGUUGAAGACAAUUAUAGCUCUAGGUUAUUAUAUAACAAUGGAUAAACCACCGUCAAGGAUCAAAACAAUUCGUUUACCGAACGAAGCUUUUAUGCAAGCCAAUGGGUACAAACCGGCUCCUCUCGAUUUGUCUGCUAUAACACUGACUGCUAAAUUGGAGGAAUUGGUCGAUCAAUUAGCGGAAAAUACCCAUAAUCUUUGGGCUAAAGAAAGAAUACAAAAUGGCUGGACUUACGGAUUAAAUGAGGAUCCGGAUAUGCUCAGAAGUCCACAUCUUGUUCCUUACGCGAAAGUCGAUGAAGCUAUCAAAAAAGCAAACAGAGACACUGCAUCAGAAACGGUUCGAACACUUCUGGUAUAUGGUUAUAAUUUGGAUCCACCUACCGGAGAACAACAAGAAACUUUGCUCGCUGACUUAAGCCGUUUACGACAUAUUGAAUUCAGAACGUACAGGGCUGAAAAGAAUUACGCAGUCAGCUCAGGAAAAUGGUACUUUGAAUUCGAAAUAUUAACAGCCGGACCAAUGAGAGUGGGAUGGGCUAAAGCGGAUUGUGCUCCAGGAUGUAUGCUCGGUUCAGAUGAAAAUACUUGGGCAUUUGAUGGAUACAAUGAAGAGAAAGUAUACAGCAACACUGCUGAAUCUUUUGGCAAGCAGUGGCAAGUGGGAGAUGUAGUGGGGGUUUUCCUCGACUUAAUUGACCACACUAUAAGUUUUUCAUUGAAUGGUGAACUUUUGAUGGACGCACUGGGUGGAGAAACAACAUUUGCAGACGUCCAAGGCGACAAUUUUGUCCCUGCCUUUACGUUAGGGGUAGGUCAAAAAGCUAGACUUAUUUUUGGUCAGGAUGUUACACAAUUAAAAUAUUUCACCAUGUGUGGAUUGCAAGAAGGUUAUGAACCUUUCUGCGUAAAUAUGAAUCGUGCCGUUACAUAUUGGUAUACAAAAGAUCAGCCGAUUUUUGAAAACACUGAAGAUAUACCUGAUACGAAAAUAGACGUUACUAGAAUAUUGGCAGGAUCCGAAACACCCCCUUGUUUGAAAAUCAGCCAUAACACUUUUGAAACCAUGGAAAAAGCAAAUUGGGAAUUUUUGAGGUUAAGUUUACCCAUAAUAUGCCAUUCGCAGUUUAUAACUGAAGAGCAAAAGAUCCGAAGAUGGGAUGAAAUUAGAAUCAGGCAACACAGGCUUAAAGUGGAAGUAGAUCAACAACACGGACCUCCAGCGGCUCAUAUAGAAAAUAUAAUGAAAAGUGGAUUUUCCAUGAGCGAUAUUAAAGGUCUUCAAAGAAAUUAUAUGGAAGAUGCCAUUGAAUCCGAUGAAGUUAUGAAGCAGCAUACUAUCACUACAACAACUGGUAAAUCCGUUAGAUUACCAGCUCGACCGCCCAGAAAAGGUUCACUAUCGAGAAACAUGAAUGGAUACGACGAAGGAGGUCUUGGUGUCAGUCCUACUAGAGGAGUACAUAGGUCAACCAGUGAGCUAAACAUGAAUAGGUAUAACGAUAUGCAAAAUGGUCCGCAAGACAAAAACGAAGAUAAAAAGAAACGAGGUAGAUCACCAUUCAGAUUCUUUUCCAAGAAAAAUCGCGAAGGUACCAGUGGAGAAAGGGACCGUAAAGGGAAAGCUAGAACUCCAGAUCCUCCGAAUCGUACUGGCGAACUAUUUCCUCAAGCCAGAUCCGUUGGUUUGUCUAAUACAGCUUUACAAAGACAUGCAACUAUUAAACAGUCCCAGGUAAAAAAUCCCACUGCUACUCAACCGCUCAAUAGUGAGCUUGAUCUUCAACCACAAUCUUCUGCUGAUAGACAACAAAAACAGUUAACCGUGACUCAACCAUCAGAUAUAGAAUCCGUUGGAAACGAAAUUUACGAUGCAGAAUGUCUUAAACUUAUUAAUGAGUACUUUUAUGGUGUUCGUAUCUUUCCUGGUCAAGAUCCUGCCCAUUGUUAUGUGGGGUGGGUAACAACCCAAUAUCACUUGCAUAGUAAAGAUUUCAAUCAGAAUCAAGUCCGUAAAGCGUCAGUUAUAGUUUUGGAUGAUUUUGAUAGGGUUAUAGAUGGUGUCGACAGACAAUCCUGUUACAUGGUUAGAGCCGACGAAUUGUACAAUCAAGUAACACAAGACGCUUCUGGAAAAGGAGCGUCGCAAGGAAUGUUUAUCGGAUGUUUCCUAGACGCUGCUACGGGAAUUAUAACAUUUACUUGUGAAGGAAAACCUACAUCGCAUCGGUUCAAAAUGGAACCCGAAACGAAAUUAUUCCCUGCUAUUUUUGUGGAAGCAACUAGUAAAGAAGUUUUACAGUUUGAGUUAGGAAGAACAUCUACGAGUCUUCCUUUAUCCGCAGCUGUAUUACAGAACAGCGCAAGGCAUGUGAUACCUCAAUUCCCACCGAGAUUGAAAGUACAAUGUUUGAAACCCAACCAAUGGGCUAGGGUUCCAAACCAGAGUCUACAAGUGCAUGCAUUGAAACUAUCCGAUAUCAGAGGUUGGUCGAUGCUUUGCGAGGAUCCAAUAUCAAUGUUGGCUCUACACAUACCAGAAGAAGACAGAUGUAUAGAUAUCCUCGAACUGAUAGAAAUGGAUAAACUUCUCAGUUUCCAUGCGCACACACUAACUUUAUACGCAGCUCUAUGUUAUCAAAGUAAUUAUAGAGCCGCUCAUAUUUUAUGCAAACACGUCGAUCAAAAGCAAUUGCUUUACGCUAUCAAAUCUGAAUAUAUGAGCGGACCUCUUCGACAAGGAUUUUAUGAUUUGUUGAUUGCCGUUCAUUUGGAAUCUACAGCAACAACAAUGGAAGUGUGUAAGAACGAAUACGUCAUCCCUAUCGGACAAGAACUGAAAGAUCUUUAUGAAGAUCCAAUAAUGGGACACAGUUUGAGAAAAUUAAAAAUGGAAUCGGUUCGACCAGCAAUGAAAAUGUCCGAAAUAACGGAUAACAUAGGUGACAUCAAAAAUUUGUACGCACCUUUUUUUCCAUUGGACGUUGUAAGAGAUUACAUUAUGCAAGCUCUUGCGGAAUCAGUUGAAAUCAAUCAAGUACACAAUAGAGAUCCAAUAGGAGGUUCCAAUGAAAAUCUUUUUUUACCGCUUCUUAAAUUGGUUGACCGUUUAUUGUUGGUCGGUAUGUUAGGAGAUGAAGACGUGGAAAAACUUUUAAUAAUGAUCUGUCCGGAAACGUGGGAUCCAUCAUUCGAAAAAGACGGAAAAGACGAACACCGCAAAGGUCUGUUAUCCAUGAAAAUGGCGGAAGGCGCUAAACUACAAAUGUGUUAUUUGUUACAUCAUCUGUGCGAUAUUCAAUUACGUCACAGAGUCGAAUCUAUAAUAGCUUUCAGUCACGAUUUUGUCGGUGAAUUACAAACUGAUCAAUUGAGAAGAUACAUCGAAAUUAAACAAUCAGAUUUGGCGGCCGCCGUUGCAGCUAAGAAAACUAAAGAGUUCAGAUGUCCGCCUAGGGAACAGAUGAACGCCAUUUUGUGUAAGUUCAAGAGAAACACAGGUUUCAAAAACUUAGAGGAAGAGGAUAAAGAUAACUGCCCAUUAGGCGAAGAUUUGUGCGAAAGAAUGAACAAUUUCCACGAAAGACUGAUGCGUCACGUUUCACUGCAAGCCCUUCUGACUCCAGAAGAAGAAGAAAACACCGAAGAUGUAACUAAACCAGGGCCGUUUAAAAAAUUGUACAAUUUGAUUAACGCGGUAAAAGAUUUGGAAGAAGAAACUAAAAAGGAAGAUGCGGAACCGGAAAAGAAAACGCCAGAAGAAAUUUUCAGGAAAGUACUCAUCGGAACUAUCGUUAGAUGGGCGGAAGAAACUCAAAUUGAAAGUCCAAAAUUGGUUCAAGAAAUGUUUAGUUUACUGGUGAGACAAUACGAUUCUGUUGGGGAGCUUAUAAGAGCCUUAGAGAAAACUUAUAUCAUCAACGCAAAAACUAAAGCGGACGUAGCAGAAAUGUGGAUAGGUUUGAGUAAAAUUAGAGCGUUACUACCCGUCCAGAUGUCACAAGAAGAAGGGGAAUUGAUGAGAGAACGUUUAUGGAAACUCGUGAAUAAUCAUACGUUCUUUCAACAUCCCGAUUUGAUUAGAGUUUUGCGUAUCCACGAAAACGUUAUGGCUGUUAUGAUAAAUACAUUAGGAAGGAGAUCACAGGCUCAAUCUGAUGCCAGUACUCAACAGCAAAAUGCCGAAGGGGAAGUUGUUAUUAAAGAAAAGGAUACUUCUCACGAAAUGGUCGUUGCUUGUUGUCGUUUUUUGUGUUAUUUCUGCAGAACUGGGCGUCAAAACCAGAAAGCAAUGUUUGAACAUUUAGAUUUCUUAUUAGAAAACAGCGACAUUCUUCUAUCAAGACCUAGCUUAAGAGGAUCCACACCUCUCGACGUUUCUUAUUCCUCUUUGAUGGAAAAUACCGAACUAGCUCUAGCCUUACGAGAACAUUAUUUGGAAAAAAUCGCCGUUUAUCUAUCAAGAUGUGGUUUACAAUCGAAUUCAGAGCUAGUAGAAAAAGGAUAUCCUGACUUAGGUUGGGAUCCAGUGGAAGGGGAGAGAUACCUCGAUUUUUUGAGAUUCUGCGUAUGGGUGAACGGCGAAAGCGUCGAAGAAAACGCCAAUCUCGUUAUAAGACUUUUGAUUCGACGCCCCGAAUGUUUGGGACCGGCUCUUCGAGGAGAAGGUGAAGGUUUGUUAAGAGCUAUUGUAGAAGCUAACAAAAUGUCCGAAAGGAUUGCAGAUAGGAGAAAAAUGAUGGAUGAAGCCGAAGCAGGAACAGUGGUUAACGUCGCGCAAUUCACACAUCCGUUACCCGAAGGUGAUGACGAUGAAGAUUACAUUGACACUGGUGCUGCCAUCUUAAAUUUCUAUUGUACUUUAGUCGAUUUACUCGGUAGAUGUGCACCGGAUGCGGCAGUAAUUGCAGUAGGCAAAAACGAAUCACUGAGAGCAAGAGCUAUUCUACGAUCUCUAGUACCUCUAGAAGACCUCCAGGGUGUUUUGAGUCUCAAAUUCAGCCUUCACAAUCCAGCUGCUGGAGAAGAAAGACCUAAAUCUGACAUGCCAUCUGGUUUGACUCCACCGCACAAGCAAUCAGUAGUAUUAUUUUUAGAAAGAGUAUACGGCAUAGAAACACAAGAAUUGUUUUAUAAGCUGCUCGAAGAAGCAUUCUUACCUGAUUUAAGAUGCGCCACUAUGCUCGAUAGAAACGAUGGAAGCGAAUCUGAUAUGGCACUUAGCAUGAACCGGUAUAUAGGAAACUCCAUCCUCCCCUUACUCAUCCAACACAGCAAAUUUUAUAGUGAAGCAGAAAAUUACGCUUCUCUAUUGGAUGCAACUUUACACACUGUUUACAGACUUUCCAAGAACCGCAUGCUUACCAAAGGACAGAGGGAAGCGGUUUCCGAUUUCUUGGUAGCUCUUACUAGUCAACUACAACCGUCGAUGCUUUUAAAAUUACUUAGAAAGUUAACUGUGGACGUCUCUAAUCUAUCUGAAUAUACUACAGUAGCGUUAAGAUUAUUGACGUUACAUUACGAGAGGUGUGCUAAAUAUUAUGGUUCUAGUGCCGGACAAGGAAUUUACGGAUCAUCCAGCGAUGAAGAAAAACGAUUAACCAUGAUGUUAUUUUCCAAUAUAUUCGAUUCAUUAAGCAAGAUGGAUUACGAUCCGGAACUUUUCGGAAAAGCGCUACCGUGCCUAACGGCAAUUGGUUGUGCUCUGCCACCAGAUUAUUCUCUAUCCAAAAAUUACGACGACGAAUGGUACACGAAUAAAACCGACAAAUCUGGUACCGACGGUCCUUACAAUCCACAACCUAUCAAUACAUCAUCGAUAGUUCUGAACAACGACUUGAACAAUAUAGUCCAACAGUUUUCUGAACAUUACCACGAUGCUUGGGCUUCGAGAAAGCUAGAAAAUGCUUGGCAAUACGGAGAGAGUUAUUCCGGAUGGGAAGGCAACAAAACUCAUCCAAGAUUGAAACCGUACGCAAUGUUGAAUGAUUAUGAGAAGGAGAGAUACAAAGAACCAGUUAGAGAAUCUCUUAAAGCACUACUUGCUAUCGGAUGGUCUGUAGAACAACAGCAAGUUGAUUUGCCAUCUAACAAUAGGAGUUCUGGAAUGAGACAAUCCGGCGAAGGUGCUUCGGCUUUCAAUUACAACCCUCAUCCUGUGGAUAUGAGUAACCUAACCCUAUCUAGAGAAAUGCAAAAUAUGGCGGAAAGAUUGGCCGAAAAUGCUCACGACAUUUGGGCAAAGAAGAAAAGAGAAGAAUUGACAACUUGUGGAGGAGGUGUUCAUCCCCAACUAGUACCGUACGAUCUACUAACCGAUAAAGAGAAGAAAAAGAAUAGAGAGAGAUCACAAGAGUUUCUUAAAUAUUUGCAAUAUCAAGGAUUCAAAUUACACAGACCAAAUCGUGGCGGAUUAUCAGAAACUGAACAAUCUACUUCUGGUCCAGCAAUAGAACUGCGAUUCGCCUACAGUCUCCUAGAAAAAUUAAUUCAAUACUUGGAUAGAGCAACGGUUAACAUGAAACUAUUAAAACCUUCACAAACUUUCAGCAGACGAAGUUCUUACAGGACUUCGUCUCGCGAUAUCAAAUUCUUCUCCAAAGUCGUACUACCUCUAAUGGAAAAAUACUUUUCCACUCAUCGUAAUUAUUUCAUAACGAUAGCAACUGCCACAAAUAACGUCGGAGCGGCUAGUUUGAAGGAGAAAGAGAUGGUGGCCGCUUUGUUUUGUAAACUGGCCAAUCUAUUGAGAUGCAAGUUGGCAGCUUUUGGUGCCGAUGUUAGAAUCACUGUAAGGUGUUUGCAAGUUUUGGUCAAAGGUAUAGAUGCUAAAUCCUUAGUGAAAAACUGUCCUGAAUUUAUAAGGACCUCGAUGUUGACGUUUUUCAAUAAUACGGCUGAUGAUUUGGGGCACACUAUCAUUAAUUUGCAAGAGGGUAAAUACGGUCAUUUAAGAGGAACGCAUUUAAAAACAUCGACGUCUUUGUUUUAUGUCAACGCCGUAGUUUUACCUAUCCUCACAUCGCUUUUUGAUCACCUCGCUCAUUGCGAAUACGGCUGCGAUUUAUUACUUGACGAAAUUCAAGUGGCUUCCUACAAAAUUCUACAAGCCCUAUACACCCUUGGAACGGACCCAACUCUAUCUCAUGACAGAAAAUAUCUGAAAACUGAAAUGGAAAAAUACAGACCGUCAUUAGGAUCGUGUUUAGGAGCUUUUAGCUCGACUUUUCCCGUUGCUUUUUUGGAACCACAUUUAAACAAGCACAACCAAUAUUCGUUAUUAAACAGAAUUGCAGAUCAUUCUCUAGAGGCGCAAGAUAUAAUGGCAAGAAUGGAAAGCUCAAUGCCAACUCUUGAAGCUAUAAUUUCCGAAGUAGAUCAAUUUGUUGAUAGCGAGAAGACUUACAGCGACUCUCCGCAUAUUAUCGACGUUAUUAUGCCGAUGUUAUGUUCAUAUUUGCCAUUUUGGUGGUCUCAAGGUCCGGAUAACGUUAGUCCAACUGGAGGUACCCACGUAUCAAUGGUAACUUCAGAACACAUGAAUCAAUUACUGAAAAACGUUCUGAAGUUAAUUAAAAAGAACAUUGGCAACGAAAAUGCCCCUUGGAUGACCAGAGUUGCCGCGUACACUCAACAGAUUAUUAUAAACAGCAGUGAGGAGUUACUCAAAGACCCAUUCCUUCCUUUGGCCGAAAGAGUAAAGAAAAGAACUGAAGCUAUGUUCCACAAAGAAGAAAGUUUGAGAGGAUUUAUCAAAAGUUCAUCAGAAGAUACUUCUCAAAUUGAAACGCAGAUACAAGAAGAUUGGAUACUUUUAGUUAGAGACAUAUAUUCGUUUUAUCCUCUUUUGAUUAAAUAUGUCGAUCUCCAAAGAAAUCAUUGGUUGCGUCACAACGUAGCUGAAGCUGAAGAUCUUUAUAAUCACGUCGCAGAAAUAUUCAAUAUUUGGUCAAAAUCUCAAUAUUUCCUCAGAGAAGAACAAAACUUUAUUUCAGCUAACGAAAUCGACAACAUGGUACUUAUAAUGCCAACUGCAACUAGAAGACCUGUUGUACCGGACGGUAGCCAACCUACUGUUGGAAAGAAAAAGAAAAAACAUCGCGAUAAGAAAAGGGAUAAAGAUAAAGAAAUCCAAGCGUCGUUAAUGGUAGCCUGUUUGAAACGGCUCCUACCUGUCGGGUUGAAUUUGUUUGCAGGACGUGAACAAGAACUAGUACAACAUUGCAAAGAUAGGUUUUUGAAGAAAAUGCCGGAAUACGAAAUAAUUGAUUUUGCCAAAAACCAACUGACAUUACCAGAUAAGAUUGAUCCAGCAGACGAAAUGUCAUGGCAGCAUUACCUCUAUAGUCAGUUAGGUAGCAAAAAAAGUGUUUCAGUUAGUCCGAUAGACAAUAACGGUAAAAAUCAAGUGGACGAAACUGUGGACAGGAUAGUUGCAAUGAGUAAAGUACUAUACGGACUUCAUAUGAUCGAUCACCCGCAACAGCAGCAGAAAGGCGUUUACAGAAGCGUUGUUUCGACUCAAAGGAAGCGAGCUGUACUGUCUUGCUUCCGUCAAGCUUCUUUGCACAGUUUGCCAAGGCAUCGUGCAAUUAAUAUAUUUAUAAGAACUUACCGUGACUUUUGGCUACAAGAUGAAAAUAUCGGUCAAGAAGUAAUGAUCGAAGAUUUAACUCAGAGUUUCGAAGAUGCCGAAUUGAAGAAAAAAGAUUCCACAGAUGAAGAUAACAAACCGGAUCCUUUGACUCAAUUAGUAACUACAUUCUGUAGAGGGGCAAUGACUGAACGUUCCGGGGCGUUGCAAGAAGAUCCCUUAUACAUGAGCUUCGCCGAAAUUAUCGCUAAAUCUUGUGGUGAAGAAGAAGAGGAAGGCGACGAAGAAGAAGGUGGCGGCGAAGGAGAAGAGGGAGCAUCUUCAAUUCAUGAACAAGAAAUGGAGAAACAAAAACUACUGUUCAAUCAAGCUCGACUUGCCAAUCGAGGAGUGGCUGAAAUGGUUCUGCUCCAUAUCUCAGCUUGUAAAGGCGUCCCUUCAGAAAUGGUAAUGAAAACCCUCCAACUUGGUAUCUCAGUCCUUCGUGGUGGUAACUUUGAUAUACAAAUGGGAAUGUUGAAUCAUUUGAAAGAGAAGAAAGAUGUAGGGUUUUUCACUAGUAUUGCCGGACUAAUGAACAGUUGUAGUGUAUUAGAUUUGGACGCCUUUGAAAGGAACACCAAGGCAGAAGGUCUUGGAGUUGGAUCCGAAGGUGCUGCUGGGGAGAAAAAUAUGCAUGACGCCGAAUUCACUUGUGCCCUUUUCAGAUUUAUUCAACUAACUUGUGAGGGUCAUAAUUUAGAAUGGCAGAACUAUUUAAGAACACAAGCCGGUAAUACCACAACAGUGAAUGUAGUAAUCUGUACCGUUGAUUACUUACUCAGACUUCAAGAAUCCAUCAUGGACUUCUAUUGGCACUACUCUAGUAAAGAACUCAUUGAUUUAGCUGGUAAAUGGAAUUUUUUCAAAGCCAUAGGUGUAGCCAGUCAAGUUUUUAACACCCUAACAGAAGUUAUACAGGGUCCUUGUACCCUUAACCAGCAAGCUUUAGCUCAUUCUAGAUUGUGGGAUGCAGUUGGUGGUUUUCUCUUCCUCUUCUCCCACAUGCAAGAUAAACUUUCCAAACAUACCAGUCAGGUGGAUUUGCUCAAGGAACUUCUCAAUUUACAAAAAGACAUGAUUACAAUGAUGUUAUCUAUGCUUGAAGGUAACGUUGUUAAUGGUACUAUCGGUAAACAGAUGGUUGAUACGUUAGUAGAAAGCGCCAGCAAUGUGGAACUAAUUUUGAAAUAUUUUGAUAUGUUUUUGAAAUUAAAAGUUUUAACUUCUUCCGCCGGCUUCCAAGAAAUAGAUUUGAACAGUGAUGGUUGGGUGUAUCCCAAAGAUUUUAAAGAAAAAAUGGAACAAUCAAAGAACUACACCUCGGAAGAAAUCGAAUUUUUAUUAGCUUGCUGCGAAACUAACCACGAUGGUAAAAUCGAUUACGUAGAUUUUAUCGAUAGAUUCCACGAACCUGCUAAGGAAAUCGGUUUCAAUUUGGCUGUUCUAUUGACAAAUCUAGCGGAACACAUGCCCAACGAACCUAGAUUGGCAAGAUUUUUGGAAACCGCAGGCUCGGUACUGAAUUACUUCGAACCAUUCUUAGGACGCAUUGAAAUUUUAGGAGGCAGUAAACGUAUAGAACGAGUCUAUUUCGAAAUAAAAGAAUCUAAUAUUGAACAAUGGGAGAAGCCUCAAAUUAAAGAAUCCAAACGUGCAUUCUUCUACUCCAUAGUAACAGAAGGCGGUGACAAAGAAAAACUUGAAGCGUUUAUAAACUUCUGUGAAGAUGCCAUUUUUGAAAUGCAGCACGCCAGUGGUUUAAUGGCCGUGGAAGAUUCUGGAGGUGGCGGACCUCAAAGAUCGACUAGUUAUAGUUACAUGCAACAAGAAGACGAAGAUAGAUUAACAAAAAAUCCCAUACAACGAGGAUAUACCGCAAUCAAAGAAGGAAUAUCGUACGUGUUGUCUUCACUUAGUCCAUCAAACAUUAAACACAAAAUAUCGGAGAUGCAACAAAUGACGUUCGCGGAAUUGUUUAUUGGCUUUUUCAAGAUGAUAUUCUAUGCGCUUUACUAUUCAGGUUUCGGCGUCGCCGUUGUUAUCAAAUAUAUUUUAGGUAUUCUUAUGUUGCUUAUGAGAGGUCCAGCUGUCGAAGAACCCGUUAUUCAAACGGUGGUAGAAGAAAAAGUUGGUCCGUUGCGGGUACUGCCAUCUCUACCAUCUACAGAAGAACCAAAUACGCAGAUGCAAGCAUUCGGAGUCGAUAUAACGAAAGAAGAUAACGGACAGUACAAAAUGGCUCCACACGAAUCACCGCAAGGAAGUCAACCUUCUUCAGGGGAAGGUGAGACUACACCGGAAGAAAAUGGAGAACAUGCUGAAAUGGAAAGUCUUGAGCAACAACCGUUAUCUUUGUCUGAUCUUUUAGGUGGAGAACAAGCGAAGAGGGCACAACAAGAGAAAGUCGAGGCGCAAGCUGCACAACAGGCAGCUAUGCAAGCAAUAGAGUCCGAAAGCAAACAAGUUCAUCAAGUUGAAACAUCUGCCAUGUCUCAAAUUAAUUUCGCUUCGUAUGGACAUAGAGCGGUGUCGUUCCUCGCUAGAAACUUUUAUAAUUUGAAAUACGUGGCUCUCGUUUUGGCUUUUUGUAUAAAUUUCAUGUUACUGUUCUACAAGGUUUCCAGUCUUAAUGAAGAAUCAGGUAGCGGUAGUGGUAGCAAAGGUAUUCCAGAAAUCAUCGAAGGUUCAGGAUUCGAUUCCUCUAGUGGCGCAGGUUCGGGCGACGGUGAAGAAAAUGAUUUACCAGAAUUAGUGCACGUUGAUGAAGAUUUCUAUUACAUGGCACACGUUAUGCGGUUAGCAGCGGUACUACAUAGUAUUGUUUCUUUAGCCAUGUUAAUAGCUUAUUACCAUUUGAAAGUACCUUUAGCUAUUUUCAAAAGGGAAAAGGAAAUUACGAGGCGGUUGGAAUUUGAAGGAUUAUAUAUAGCUGAACAGCCAGAGGAUGACGAUUUAAAGUCGCACUGGGACAAAUUGGUUAUUUCAGCUAAAUCUUUUCCUGUGAAUUACUGGGAUAAGUUCAUAAAAAAGAAAGUACGCCAGAAAUAUAGUGAAACUUACGAUUUUGAUUCAAUCAGUAGUCUGUUGGGUAUGGAAAAGACAUCAUUCCAACAGCAAGAUACCGAGGAGAAGAAAAAUCUUAUAUCGCUAAUUUUAAAUAUCGAUUGGAGAUACCAAAUAUGGAAAUCAGGUGUUACGAUAACGGAUAACGCUUUCUUGUAUUCCUUAUGGUAUUUCACUUUUUCUAUUUUGGGCAACUUCAAUAACUUUUUUUUCGCCGCUCAUUUACUCGACGUAGCCGUUGGUUUUAAAACGUUACGCACGAUCUUACAAUCUGUUACUCAUAACGGAAAACAACUUGUAUUAACAGUGAUGUUGUUGACGAUCAUAGUAUAUAUUUAUACGGUUAUAGCAUUCAACUUCUUUAGGAAAUUUUAUGUUCAAGAAGAAGACGAGGAAGUUGAUAAGAAGUGUCACGAUAUGUUAACAUGUUUCGUAUUCCAUCUUUACAAAGGUGUCAGAGCUGGUGGUGGUAUAGGUGACGAAAUCGAACCACCAGAUGGCGAUGAUUACGAAGUAUACCGUAUUAUGUUUGAUAUAACUUUCUUCUUUUUCGUUAUUGUUAUACUUUUGGCCAUCAUACAAGGUUUGAUCAUCGACGCAUUCGGAGAACUACGUGAUCAGUUGGAAAGUGUAAAGGAAGAUAUGGAGUCGAAUUGUUUCAUAUGUGGUAUAGGGAAGGAUUAUUUUGAUAAAGUACCACAUGGAUUUGAUACACAUGUCCAACAGGAGCACAACCUAGCUAAUUAUAUGUUCUUCCUUAUGCAUCUAAUUAACAAACCAGACACGGAACAUACCGGUCAAGAGACCUACGUAUGGAAUAUGUACGAGCAGCGAUGUUGGGAUUUCUUUCCAGUGGGAGACUGUUUCCGCAAACAGUACGAAGACGAACUGGGAGGAGGCGGCGGUUGAUAUUAGUCUUAAUAAUAAUUAAUAAUCAUUUUAUUAUGCUCAAAUUUGUAAUUAUUAAAUUUUAUGAGCCCCUAACAGCAAAAUCGGUUAAUUUUGCAAGCAAAAGUACUGAAUAUUAUGUAAGACUUUCAUAUUACUUAAAAAGUACUUCAGUAAGUUAACAAUUUCCAAUAGGAGAAAUAAAAAUUUUACAAAUUUCUAUUUUGAGUAUAAUGUGAAAAGUUUGCUUGCAACUAUUUCAAAAACUACGGUACAAGUUUGUUAAAAUUUUCGAAUGUUUAAGCAGUUAGGAUUUCGAAGCUCUGUAAUUUCAACCAAUUCAAAUAUUUUCCUGUUAA
This is a messenger RNA of Diorhabda carinulata, 15842 nucleotides long. It is a transcript of the gene RyR, whose product is annotated as ryanodine receptor. Gene Ontology annotation, biological process: intracellular calcium ion homeostasis; calcium ion transmembrane transport. NCBI's taxonomy places the organism in Eukaryota, Metazoa, Arthropoda, Insecta, Coleoptera, Chrysomelidae. The transcript has 69 exons. Gene Ontology annotation, cellular component: smooth endoplasmic reticulum; Z disc; sarcolemma. The record is from RefSeq and is a predicted model, not a curated record. Gene Ontology annotation, molecular function: protein binding; ryanodine-sensitive calcium-release channel activity. Bases 106 to 15504 code for a protein of 5132 amino acids.